CCCAUAUAUCCCCCUGAAUAUACUUAAGAUGGCGCCGGGGGCAGGAAUAGACUGAAGGUUGCAGCUGUGGAGGGAGGAGAGAGGCGCUGGGGAGGAAGGCUUGGUUGCUAGGUUACCACCCCACCCCACCCCCAAGCCUUGCUGCACAGGGGCACCCAGAGGAAAGAAAGCCCCCAUGGCCUGAGCCCCCUCACUUAUUGGAAAAGGUGCUGUGGGGCUGCGCAAGCAGAGCCCCCUGCCAGCUCAUGGGGAGCUGGCAGCCACCCUGGCCAGAGCCAUGGACCUCCGCCUGGCCGUCUACAACGCCGCCCGCGAAGGCAAACUGAAGCUGCUGCAAAAGCUGCUGGGAACCAAGAGCCGAGAGGAGCUGGAGGAGCUGACGGCUGGCCCUGGCGGCGGCGAAGGGUCUGGGGGCACACCGCUGCUGAUCGCCUCACGCCACGGCCACCGUGAGGUGGUCGAGUACCUCCUGGACCACUGCGGCGCCCGGGUGGAGGCGGGCGGCUCGGUCAGCUUUGAUGGUGAGACCAUCGAGGGAGCCCCUCCGCUUUGGGCUGCGUCGGCCGCCGGCCACCUGGACGUGGCUCGCAGCCUGCUGGAGCGGGGGGCCAACGUGAACCAGACCACGCUUACCAACUCGACACCGCUGCGGGCAGCCUGCUUCGACGGGCACCUGGAGAUCGUGCGCUACCUGGUGGGCGAGAGGGGGGCCGACCUGGAGGUGGCCAACCGCCACGGCCACACCUGCCUGAUGAUCUCGUGCUACAAGGGCCACACGGAGAUCGCCCGCUACCUCCUGCAGAGGGGGGCAGAUGUCAACCGCCGCAGCGUCAAGGGGAACACGGCCCUGCAUGACUGUGCUGAGUCCGGAAGCCUGGAGAUCCUGCGUCUGCUGCUUGCCUCCGGGGCGAGGAUGGAGAAGGAUGGGUACGGCAUGACUCCGCUGCUGGCCGCCAGCGUGACCGGCCACACCAACAUCGUCGAAUACUUUAUAGAGGGAGCGUUGGAGGAAGAGGAGGCGGCCGUAGGGGACAGCAGCCAGGCCGAAGACCGAGAUGGGGGUUCUGCUGCCGGCGACGGCCGUCCCCAAGUUUACUGCACGCGGGAGGCAGCUGUGGAAGCACUGGAGCUCCUGGGAGCCACCUUUGUGGACAAGAAGCGCGACCUGCUGGGGGCGUACAAGCACUGGCGGAGGGCAAUGGGCCUGCGCCACCAGGGCGGGCAGUACCUGGCCAAACCGGAGCCUCGCCAGUUGGUGCUGGCCUACGACUACUCGCGGGAGGUGAGCACGGCGGAGGAGCUGGAGACGUUGGUGAUCGACCCGGACGAAAUGCGCAUGCAGGCCCUUUUGAUCCGCGAGCGCAUCCUCGGCCCGUCGCACCCAGACACCUCCUACUACAUCCGCUACCGGGGGGCCGUUUACGCCGACUCGGGGAACUUCGAGCGCUGUAUCAACUUGUGGAAGUAUGCGCUGGAGAUGCAACAGGGCAACCUAGAGCCGCUGAGCCCCAUGACGGCCAGCAGCUUCCUCUCCUUCGCCGAGCUGUUCUCCUAUGUGCUGCAGGACCGCUCGAAGGGCACCUUGGCCACACAGCUGGGCUUCCCUGACCUCAUGGGCGUACUGAGCAAAGGGGUGCGCGAGGUCGAGCGGGCGCUUCUGCACCGCAAGGACCCUGUGGCGGACUGCGCCCAGUUCACCAAAGCCCUGGCCAUCAUCCUGCACCUGGUCUUCCUUCUGGAGAAGGUGGAGUGCGCCCCCGAACAGGAGCACCAGAAGCGGCAGACUAUCUACCGGCUCCUGAAGUGCAACCCGCGGGGCAAGAACGGCUUUACGCCCCUGCACAUGGCGGUCGACAAGGACACCACCUCCGUCGGCCGCUACCCGGUGGGGAAGUUCCCCUCCCUGCACGUGGUCAACCUCCUCCUGGAGUGCGGGGCCGACCCCGACGGCCGCGACUACGACAACAACACCCCCCUGCACGUGGCCGCGCGCAACAACUGCCCGCUCAUCAUGAGCGCCCUCAUAGAGGCCGGGGCGCACAUGGACGCCACCAACGCCUUCAAGCAGACGGCCUACGAGCUCCUGGACGAGAAGCUGCUCACCAAAGCUAUGAUGCAGCCCUUCAACUACAUCACUUUGCAGUGCCUUGCCGCCCGCGCCCUCGACAAGCACAAGAUACCCUACAAAGGGUUCAUCCCCGAAGAGCUGGAGGCCUUCAUCGAGCUCCACUGAAGAGGGGGUGGGCAGCAUUGCGAGCCCCCUCCUGCAGGGGCUGGGGCUGGGACUCGGCCCGCCUCCGCUCUGGUUUGGAUUUUAAAAUGCUUCCAUUUGCACACUGGGCCGGGUCGACCUCCCCUCUCCCUCUCUCUCCAGGCCUCGAGCGAAAAAGGGAACCUGUGGAAAUUGAGAGUGCUGCGCUCCCCGUGCCACGAUAGUGUGGUUGCCCUGGGCAUCCCUUGAGGGGCCCGGCACCCCUGAACAACAGCAGGUGGCUGGAUCUAGCGCCCACUCUGUGACCUAGUGUGGCUCUAGGGGGGUUGGGGCAGAAUAAGGGUGGCCAAAACCAGCUGCUUCUCGCCCUGCCCCCUGAAAGGAAAAGGAGCCCACCAGGAUCUCCUGAGUGAUGGGCACUUCUCAGCUCACACAGAUGGCAGGGUUCAAGCAGCUUGGUCAGGUCAGAAUUGCUGCUGCCCUCCAUUGCCAACUAAUUUUUUUUUUCCUUUUCAAAGUGCACACACACACACACAUGCAAAACCUAUGUUUGACCUCUUGCUUUCUGAAGCCCAGCCUGCCUUACAAGGUAUAAGAGCAGCUAGGUUUGCAUGCAUUCAAGGGAGGGGUUUUAGGUGAGCCUGGGGUCAAGUCUUAAAAAAAAAAAACCGCUCUAUCCUUUUUUCACGGACAGCGCGUGCUGGGGGUGGGAUGUAGGUUUCAGCUAAA
Messenger RNA from Zootoca vivipara (common lizard), 2941 nucleotides. RefSeq names its product fem-1 homolog A (gene FEM1A). Gene Ontology annotation, molecular function: protein binding. The record is from RefSeq and is a predicted model, not a curated record. Lineage: Eukaryota; Metazoa; Chordata; Lepidosauria; Squamata; Lacertidae.